Trichomycterus rosablanca is the source of this 1186-nucleotide messenger RNA. It is a transcript of the gene zdhhc23a, whose product is annotated as zinc finger DHHC-type palmitoyltransferase 23a. The transcript has 5 exons. The record is from RefSeq and is a predicted model, not a curated record. Gene Ontology annotation, molecular function: palmitoyltransferase activity. Lineage: Eukaryota; Metazoa; Chordata; Actinopteri; Siluriformes; Trichomycteridae. The coding region runs from base 86 to 1186 and encodes 366 amino acids.
GUCCCAAAUCACUCUCAACACCGCGGUUCAGCAGCGCCUGCAGGGGAGAGCGGGGUCGCGCCCCCUGUGGUUCUGGGAGAUAACGAUGAAGCGUGAGCGUUUUAAACCGCCCGAGCCGGACGAUCCGAUCUGCUGCUGCGACUGCGAUGAAGUGGACGACGUGUGUGAAAGGUUGUUCUGUACGGACUGGGAGAAACCGCCGUCUCUGUCCCGUUUCCUCCCGGGUCACGUGGACCUCUCCGUGCUCCCGCCCAUGUUCCUGCUCCCUGUUCUGCUGCGCGUGGCGGCGCUGCACUGCAUGCUGGGAGCCGCGGUCCUGACGGCCAUCCCCGUCCUGGUGCUGUGGUAUUACUACGUCACUCACCGCAGGAAGAGACGCACGCUGUUCUUCCUCACGCUGGCGCUCUUCUCUCUGGUCUACAUGUACUUCCUGUUCAUCACCGAGAUCCUGCCCCGGGGCACCGUGAGUACCCGGCAGCUGGUCACCGUGACGACCGGCAUGAUCACUACGCUCGUCCUGCUCGCCCGAACCAAACGAGGUCCGGGGCUCGUCCGGGCCGAACGCGCCGAUGGGAACGGAGUCUCGUGUCAAGGUCCCGCCUGUACAAACGGGGUCGGCCAAUCGGAGAGUCCGGGCGGAGGGGAGGGGACGUGGUGUCCCGUGUGCCGCUUGGCGCGGCCGCCCAGGGCGGGGCACUGCCGGAUCUGUGGGGAGUGUGUGCUGAGGAUGGACCAUCACUGUGUCUGGAUAAACUGUUGUAUAGGACAGGCCAAUCACAGGCACUUCCUGCUGACGCUCCUCCUGUUUAUGAUGACAUCACUGUAUGGGAUCAGCACGGUCCUGCACACAGUGUGUCCACGCCAGAGUGUGUUCAUCGCCCUGGUGUACUGUCCCGGGGUGUAUAACCAGUACAGUACGGCUCUGUGCUUCACCUGUGUGUGGUACAGCUCUAUGGUGACGGCGGCGCUCUGUUACCUGCUGCUGCUUCAGCUGAUAAACGUGAGCUGUAACGUGACGGAGCGUGAGGUCCACAUCGCCCUGCGCUACAGAACCGGGCGGAGUCGCUGCUGUGGCAUCGUCGUGGAAACAGGCGCGUACACACGAGGCUUCCUGCAGAACUGGCUGGAGUUUCUCCUCAUGAACACAAAGCCACGGAGCUCCGUCACCCCGCCACACCCCGUGUGA